Messenger RNA from Rosa chinensis, 1173 nucleotides. Its product is annotated as zinc finger BED domain-containing protein RICESLEEPER 1-like. The transcript is spliced from 2 exons. Bases 1 to 1173 code for a protein of 390 amino acids. Gene Ontology annotation, molecular function: DNA binding; protein dimerization activity. The record is from RefSeq and is a predicted model, not a curated record. Lineage: Eukaryota; Viridiplantae; Streptophyta; Magnoliopsida; Rosales; Rosaceae.
AUGUACAUUAUAGUUGAUAAUGCCUCUGCAAACAAGUCUGCUUUAGAGUGGCUUGUGUCUAAAAUGAACAAGUCUGCAUCUUAUCAGCAAAUUUUGAGUGGCAAAUACAUGCAUGUGAGAUGCACUGCUCACAUCACUAACUUAAUAGUGGGGCAUGGCUUAAAGAGGUUGCAAAAGUCUGUGUUAGCAAUUAGGAAUGCAGUGAAGUUUGUGAGAUCUUCUGCAAACAGAUUGGAUAUUUUUAAGAAGACUGUGGAGAGAGAGAAGCUUCCCUGUAAGGGACUUGUGUGUUUGGAUGUCCCAACUAGGUGGAACAACACGUAUCUAAUGUUGGAAGUAGCUUUGAAGUUCAAGAAAGCAUUUACAGUGAUGGCUGAAGAUGAAGAUAGCAAUUUUGCAAACUACUUCAAGGAACUAGAUGAAGAAUAUGAUGAAGAUGGAAAUCUUGUACCAAGCAAGAAUAAGAGAAAUAGGGUUGGACCUUCAGAAGUGGGAGAUUGGGAGAAGGCUGAGGUCUUUGUGGAGUUUCUAAAAGUAUUCUAUGAUGUCACAUUGAGAGUUAGUACAUCAUUGCACCCCACUAUACACACAACUUUCCAUGAUGUGAUUACCAUGGAAAAAAACAUGUUUUUGGCACCUGAGAUUGCUAAGGGAUCAAAAACUGAGAAAAUAUUGAUGGAUAUGGCAACCAACAUGAGAUCUAGAUGGUUAAAGUACUAUGGUUCAUUUCAUGAUAUCAAUCACAUGAUCAUCAUUGGCCUUGUAUUAGAUGCAAGGUUCAAGUUGAAGAAUAUGACUCACAUCUUUCAAACUGAAGGUUUGAGAAGAACCUUCGAAAUUAAAACCCUACUACUUGCUCUCUAUGAUAAGUAUGUCCUGGUUGUAGAUGGAGGUAGACACCUGCAACGGCAACAAUCUCCAAGCUCUUCGUCUAGCACAGUUACAAGUACAAGCAGCAGAGGAGGAGUUAGAGGCCAGCUGCUCAAUAAUUGGAAGAAGGUUGUUGAAGAAAGCAGUGAGGCAGUGAUAGCACAUGAAGUGGAUCAAUACCUGGAUGCUCCAUGGGACCCAACUGAUGAUAAAGAUUGCUUUGAUAUCCUGUGCUGGUGGAAGAUAAAUGGCUACAAGUUUCUAGUAUUGGCAACAAUAGCAAGGGAUGUUCUUGGAAUUUAG